AUGCCCUCUUUCGGCCUCGGCCUCCCACGCGAUGCCUCUCCCCGUCUACGCAUCAUACAAGGCUGCCAAAUCGCCAUCGCAGCCCUUAGUAUCUUCGCCGUCUUCAUCACGCUUGUCUUCCCUGUCCAGCGCAAGGUUUUCACUCUUAGUCUCCUCUAUACCCCCAUUUUGACUUCGGCAACGACAAUCUUCCUCAUCGUCCGAGAACAAAGACGCGCCGCCGCCGGUACUCUGUCCAAGCAGAAAUAUGUCAAGUACCAGAUCCUCAAGAUGGCUGCUGCGUUCGGCAUGUCCAUCGUAGGUUUCAUUGGCCAUGUUGCUAGUACGCCGACAAAAGGAGAUGCUCAUCGUGCGGGACAGCAGGGGCUGUGGAUCAGUGGAGUCAAGAUCAAUAAGUGGCAGGGACUGCUGCUUUGGUUGAACUUCUUCAACUGGGUCUUCCUCUGGGCUAGCUUGUUCUAUUCUUGCUGCAUGACUAGCAAUAGGCAGGGUGCUAUCGCUCUUUCUGGCGAGGAGGCGCAGAUUGGAGCUGAUUCCGACUCAGCUAACGACGAAGCUAUUGCUCGUGCUCUUCAGGCUCAGGAUGGCAACUGGCAGGCAUAG
This is a messenger RNA of Alternaria arborescens, 603 nucleotides long. RefSeq lists its product as hypothetical. Bases 1 to 603 code for a protein of 200 amino acids. The record is from RefSeq and is a predicted model, not a curated record. The transcript is spliced from 2 exons. NCBI's taxonomy places the organism in Eukaryota, Fungi, Ascomycota, Dothideomycetes, Pleosporales, Pleosporaceae.